This is a messenger RNA of Lucilia cuprina (Australian sheep blowfly), 668 nucleotides long. RefSeq lists its product as uncharacterized. The record is from RefSeq and is a predicted model, not a curated record. The transcript is spliced from 2 exons. Lineage: Eukaryota; Metazoa; Arthropoda; Insecta; Diptera; Calliphoridae. The coding region runs from base 26 to 580 and encodes 184 amino acids.
AUUUAGUAUAAAGCUUCCUGUAGACAUGAAACUAAAAGACUUUAUUUUUACUGGAUUUUUAUUUUUUACCAUAGUCUCAAAUACAACGGCCGAUAAAGAAAAGAAAAAAAUAAAAUUGGUGCUGGACAAGUUAGAUAAAGUCAAGGAUGCUGAACAUAUAUUAAAAACGGAUAUAACUUUUGAUAAAGUCGGAGAUGAUGAGGUCAAAAUCAAUGGCCAAGUUGAGCAGUCCAUAGAUUUGGAUGAUGAAUAUAAGAUAAAUAUGGACGUUUUUCAUUGCUCCGAAAAAGAUGGAGAGUUUAAGAAAGUAGUUGGAAUUGCUAAUGUUGGUGUCUGUCAGGUCAUGGCAAAUCAAUAUAAAAAAUAUUUCUAUGACACAUUGAAAAAUCAUGCAAAUGCUCCUGAUCCUGACAAAUGUCCAGUGACGCAGGAAAUUUAUGUUGUUAAGGAUUAUCCUUUAGACUCAAGCAAAUUUCAGAAAUUCUUAAAGCCGGGAUUUUAUAAAACUGUAGUUUCUUUAAUUCACCAAGAAGAGGAAGUCUUGCAAUAUACUUUCGAAGGUCAUACAGAAGACGAGUAACAUCAUAGAACUUUCAAAACAUUUGUAUAUGUAUUUAUGUAAAAAAUCAAAUAAAUAUUAACCACACCAAAAGGAAUUUAAUUUCAUA